GACUCGAGUAAAGAUGCCCGCUUCGAAGUUGUAGGCUCUCCGUUCUCGCUGCUUUCCGUAUCACUAGCAGCAUCUCAACACCUAUACACCCGACGGGGCACGCUCGUCGGUCUCAGUGGAAAAGUCGAAAACACCCUCUCAACACUCUCGUUCCUCGAACCCUUCCGACGAGCACCAGUCGGCAUACCGUUCCUCUAUCAGAAGGUCUCCUCCACAAGCCCAAUCACCGCCCUGAUAUCUACCAAAUCGCCGAUUUCAUCCAUCGUCACUGUCCACCUCGACGGCCGGGAAGACUGGCUUAUUGCGCAACGGCAGGCACUGCUUGCGUGGACGGGUCAUACCCUCGGAUUAAAACCACAAUACAAUGUUAAGCUCGGCCUGGCGAACUGGGGCAACACGCAUGUCACCGGACGCGGUCUUCUUGCGCUGGCAGGAAGCGGUCAGAUCUACCAGGUGCAAUUGAAGGCGGGCGAGAGCUAUGUUGCCCACCCUAGCAACGUCGUGGCCUAUACGGAGUCUUCCACUCCACCACUCCCCUUCCGCUUCAAGUCGUCCAACCUCCGAUUCCAGGUACCCGAUCUUGGCUUCGGUUCGCUGCUGCAGAACGUGAAGUUCUUCAGGGACAUAAGCGGGACCGCUGCGUGGAGACAGCUGGGCGUUGCAUAUCACACCCUCAAGACAUGGCUGCGGAGAUCGAUUUGGGGCGACCGGUUGUUCCUGCGGUUCGAGGGACCCACCACCAUGCUGCUUCAAUCACGAGCGUCGCGCAUCAGCGACGUUCUGACGCUAAGAGAUGUGGAUGAAAUUGCCGCAAGCCCACCUGGUGCCGUACAGGAUGUGGUUACGCGGAAGAUCCAGCAGGAGCUCAAAGAGAUCGCAGCAAGC
Messenger RNA from Aaosphaeria arxii CBS 175.79, 885 nucleotides. RefSeq lists its product as uncharacterized. Lineage: Eukaryota; Fungi; Ascomycota; Dothideomycetes; Pleosporales. The transcript is spliced from 3 exons. The record is from RefSeq and is a predicted model, not a curated record. Gene Ontology annotation, cellular component: mitochondrial inner membrane. Gene Ontology annotation, biological process: inner mitochondrial membrane organization. The annotation marks the transcript as partial.